AUGCCACAUUUUUUGGACGAAGCAAUGUAUUCAAAUAACACAAAAAGAGUUGUUGAAACUUAUAAAACAUUUCCAAAUGGAAGUCUUUAUUAUGAUAGUGUUGAUGAAUUUGGAAAUAUACAUUAUUAUGAAUUGGGAGAAUGGUUUGUGAAAUUUUUGAAUGGAGAAAUGCGAUAUAGUUAUGGAAAUACGUUUUUUAAUUAUUGUAGAGUAAGUUGGAACUUUUUAUUUUAAAAAAGAGAUAUUGUAAAUGGGUUAAUCUCUUUGUCAGAAAGAAACAUCCAACUUUAAAAAAUUCCAAUUUUCAGGAGCGUAUUAUACCAAAAGCUGAAUGGAUGACAUCAAUAACUCGGAGUUUGAAUCACAUGAUUUUAUCUCAAGUUCUUUUUCGAAUUGUUAUUCUAUCGACUUUGACAUUUUCAUUAUUUCAAUGUUUAAUUUUACGAUAUCUUCAUGACAGCGCGCUUUUUGGUAGGUUAUUUUCUAGAGAGUUUAACAUUAGAGCCUGGUUUUGGACGUUCGCAGAAAAAUUCUGAAUCAAAAAGUGGUUUUUCAAAAAUCAAAAGUUAUUGGGGGCCGAUUCAAAAUUUGCCCAAAAAGUGAAAUUUCCAGGUUGGCUAUUAAUUACCAAUGAACUCAUUCAUAAUCUCUCUUUAUUUGCAAUAACAUGUCUACAUUCUGAUCAAGAUGCUCAUUGUAAGUUUUAGGGGAGCAUUUUUGGAAUAGGCUGGAAAAACGUGUGGAGCAGAUUAAAAAGUCUAGUGGAAAUUUAUCUCUGAAAAUUCAUAGGUUCAAAAUGAACAUGUGAAUUUAUAGCUCUUAUCAGUCGAUUCUUGAACUGCUCCCCCUGUUUCUAACUCUACAAAUUCCCUAAUUAUUUCAGUAAUCCAUUUCACUCGUCUUUCUCUAAUCGCAGUUACUUUCACAACAGUUAUCAAAUUAAUAGUCAACUCAUUUCUUCAUAAUAAAAACAAAUAUAUUCAACUAAUUUGUAUGAUCUCAAUAUCAUUUGUUAUUUUAUCACAUAAUACAAUAAUUCAAGAUUAUGAUGAUUUCAUCAAAUCACCAACUUGUGAUUCAAUGAGUGAGUUUUGGCUGGGAACUUUGUAUAAAAACUAUAAAUAUUUUCAGCUACACCCAGUGUGGUUUUUUCCCAACUUUUGGUAAUAUUUUCAUUUGGUCUAUGCUCAUAUUUACAAUGUUUAUCAAUGCGUGGAUUACAAUGUAUGACUGGUGUCACUGAAUGUGAACUUCAAUAUCAACAAAGAUUUUGUGCGGGUGGUCAAAAAUAA
Messenger RNA from Caenorhabditis angaria, 1292 nucleotides. The record is from the annotation of a GenBank genome assembly. Lineage: Eukaryota; Metazoa; Nematoda; Chromadorea; Rhabditida; Rhabditidae.